AUGUCUGCACAAAAGUAUGCAGUUUUCUUCCCCGAGGGCGAUGGCUACCUUUUUUGUCGGCCGCUGGGCAAUGGCAUGGAGGGAGUCACCUCGAUCGUCCGCUCCAUCACGAACAACAAGAACUAUGUGAGAAAGAAGACAAAGCCGACCUCAGCAAAAGCAAGCCACAGAGAUGGAAUCCGGUGCCCAGAAGUCGAGCUGUACGAAGAGUUCCCGAAGAUCCCAGCCCUUGUGUGUUCUCAAGACUUCAAUGUCCUCCCCAAAGACCACGCCUCUUACAGUGACUUCAAGUCAACGGCCAUGAUCUUCGACUACUGCAACGGAGGCUCGCUGGACCGUUUCUUCGCCGUGCUGGAACGAGAACGCAUUUUGCCACCACAAGCUCUGGUCUUGCAACUGCUUGACCACCUGAUGGAGGCCGUGGACUUUGUGCACCGGUACUGUGAGCCGCCCGUGAUCCACCAAGAUGUCCACGAAGGCAACAUAUUUCUCCACUUCCCCACCCCAGACAGCAAGCUCCUGGACUUUCUCCUAGGAGAUUUCGGCCUGGCCGGACGAGCAGCAGAGGACUUGUUCGAGGUAUCUGGAAAUCCCGUCAGACGGCGAAUGAGAGACCUGGCCUCGCUCCAACAAGAAGACGACCAAGCGCAGCAGCAAUUCGCUGCUCGUCAAGCCGCUGGGACGCCGACCGCUGCCGACAAGCCCCCCGAAACACGCACACGACAAGUCAACAGGAUGUUCGACGACAUCAGCAACCUGUACGAGAUCAUCCACCGCUCCCUCGUCGGCCGCCACCAGCAACCAGAAACUGCCAAGUACGUCGCGCUGCGCCUCGAUUUUUCGGACUGGCUGCGCGAACUGGGCAAACGGUACGCCGCCCGCGAGAACAUCUGGCCCGGCACGUACAACCAGUGGGUGGACCUCCACCAGUACAUCCGCACGUGGGCGGAGCAGGCGCGCCAACAGGCCGACAAGCUGCCAGACUUGCAGUGGACACGGCAGGACCGGUACCGAGACAACGUGCCCCCCAGCGACGCGCAAGUCGCAGCCCACCCGUGGACGUUCUACAACCAACAUCUUCCACCAGAGGCCGACCAGCGGCUCAAAGCGCCCUGGCAGCACGCCCCGUCUCCCAGCGUCCAGCUGUUCGAGACAAGGCAGGAGCUGCUCCGCCAGGCGGCCGCCGUGCCGGGUCCAUGGCGCAUCGCGCGUGUGCGAACGGUCGCCACAGCUGCAGUGCUGCGCGUCGAGGCUGUAGAGGAGCACGCCUUCAACCUGCACGUACCGCGCCUGAGCGACAACCCGUGGAAGUUGCCCAACGGCCGCCACGUCAACGCCGACGACGUCGAGAUGGAAGACCAGCUCGUCGCCACGGCGGUGGACGGCAUUGGCGGGAUCGACACGUUCAUCGCGCGGUCUGAAGCCCUGUCGCUGAAUGCCGCCGUAGCGGACGAGUUGGCCGACGAUCUCUUCGGCGUGGACGAAGCGUGGUGCGCCAGGCUGGCCAGGCUGGCCAAGCAGGCGGUGGAGUCGACGUUGCAGGCCGAGGACGCCCCGCCGGCGGCGGCGGUCAUACAAUUGGCCCCUCAAGAUGCGGCUGCCGGUGCGGUUGCUGUGUCUGUCGCGGCGGCUACGGCGGACGGUAACCUCCCCGUCCAGCCGGCCACGCAGGAGGCAGCAGCAACGCAGCUGGCGCCCGUCGCGAGGAGACGACGGCCACGCCGUCGGCAGGUGCGGACUGGGCCCAACGUCACCACGAGGGCGAUGGCGCGGAGGGAGGAGAUGGACAAGAGGAGGGUGACGAGGAGCAUGGCGCGGGCGGCGGCGGUGGAGGCGGAAGCGGAGGCGGCGAGGAAGAAGAGGAAGGUUUGA
Cladophialophora yegresii CBS 114405 is the source of this 1872-nucleotide messenger RNA. RefSeq lists its product as uncharacterized. Gene Ontology annotation, biological process: protein phosphorylation. Gene Ontology annotation, molecular function: protein kinase activity; ATP binding. The coding region runs from base 1 to 1872 and encodes 623 amino acids. The record is from RefSeq and is a predicted model, not a curated record. Lineage: Eukaryota; Fungi; Ascomycota; Eurotiomycetes; Chaetothyriales; Herpotrichiellaceae. The transcript has a single exon.